Molecule: messenger RNA, 6178 nt
Organism: Musca domestica (house fly)
Lineage: Eukaryota; Metazoa; Arthropoda; Insecta; Diptera; Muscidae
Product: solute carrier organic anion transporter family member 74D-like
Exons: 7
Coding region: 144-1847 (567 amino acids)
Biological process (GO): transmembrane transport; sodium-independent organic anion transport
Cellular component (GO): membrane
Molecular function (GO): protein binding
Source: RefSeq, a predicted model, not a curated record
CGAGGUCAUCGACCACGUUGGAUUGCCUGUGGCAUGGUUCUCUUUUCGAUAGCAGCAUUCUCCUGUGCCCUGCCACAUUUCAUAUUUGGUAAAGAUCUCCUACAGACCACGGCCAUGUCGUUCAAUAAAAUCGCCAAGAUCCCAUGGAGGAUCUGGCGGCAAGCAAUUUGGCUGGCGAAUUAACGUGGGGCGUGAACAAUGAAUCUAGCAGUGUUACCCUCUCUCAGUUGGGUACUCAACAUUUGGAUUUGAAUCUCUGUGUUUUGGGCAAUCACACACAAAACUCCACCACGGAAUGCAAUGAAGAUCGCAAAAUCGAACAAGCAUCUCACUCUAAAAUAACCGUCAUCGUUCUAUGCAUCUUCUUCGGCAGCUUGCUUAGCUCGGGUAUUGGUCAAACAGCCGUCUCCACUUUGGGCAUACCCUACAUCGAUGACAAUGUGGCCAGCAAACAAUCACCCAUGUACAUGGCCAUCACAAUUGGUGUUAGGAUUUUGGGUCCUGCUUCGGGUUUCAUUGUUGGCUCAUUCUGUACCCGUUGGUAUGUGAAUUUUUCAAAUCCUGGUUUCGAUGCUAGUGAUCCACGUUGGAUUGGUGCCUGGUGGUUGGGUCCAGUGGGUAUUGGUACUUUGAUGUUGCUUUCAUCGAUUGCCAUGUUUUCAUUUCCACGUGAAUUAAGAGGCAAGAAACCACCGCCAGCAGCUCCCAGUGCCGUAGAGGGUGAAAAGGUGGCUGAAACACCAGCGGAACCUGAAGAGAAACCAAGAUUGAAAGAUUUCCCCAAAACGGUCAGGCGUCAAUUGAGCAACGAUAUCUUGAUGUUCCGUACUGCAUCUUGUGUAUUCCAUUUGCUGCCCAUUGCUGGUCUCUACACUUUUCUGCCAAAAUAUUUGGAAACACAAUUCCGUUUGGCUCCCUAUGAUGCCAAUAUGAUUGCUGCCUUUUGUGGCAUUUUGGUUAUGGGUAUUGGUAUUGUUAUAUCGGGUUUGGUUAUUCUAAAAUUGAAACCCACUGCAAGAUCGGUGGCCGCCUGGAUAGCCUUAACAGCUUUGGUCUACUCGGCCGGGAUGGUCAUCUUAAUGUUUGUCGGCUGUAAUAUGAAUGAUUUUGCCGGUUAUAAGACGGCCAAUAGCAUUGGACCCGCCACAAUUGAGCCAGCCUGCAGUGCUGCCAAUCUCUGUUCAUGUGACAAGGAACAAUUUGCCCCAAUUUGUGGCAUUGAUGGAAAAAUUUACAUAUCUCCCUGCCAUGCUGGCUGUUCCACGGCCAGUAUGCGUAGCAGUGAUAAUCAUACGGUAUUUUCGAACUGUACAUGCAUUCCAGAUGUUACUGAAGCUUUUGGUACCACCCUACCCACCUUUGAGGCUAGCAGUGGCUAUUGUGAUAGUAAUUGCAAAAAUUUCAUUAUUUUCAUAAUCAUUUUUGCCGUUUGCGUUUUUAUGCACUCCACAUCGGAGGUGGGCAGCAUGUUGUUGGUCAUGCGUUGCACCCAUCCAAAGGAUAAAGCCAUGGCCAUGGGUGUCAUACAAUCGGCCAUUGGUCUAUUUGGCAAUGUUCCUUGUCCAAUUAUAUACGGAGCUGUGGUGGAUUCAGCAUGUCUCGUAUGGAAAUCAGUUUGUGGCAAACAUGGAGCAUGCUCAUUAUAUGAUGCCGAUACAUUUAGGCAUUACUUUUUAGGUAUUACGGCUGGUAUUAUGUUUUUGGCCUUUAUUAUGGAUUUAGUUGUGUGGAGUAAGGCCCAUCGCAUUGACAUCGCACCCGAAGAGAACAAAAAAGAAGAGGAUGAUAAUAAAUCAACAGAGACUGAAUAUAAAAAGGCAACGGUUUCACCCGAUACCAGAGUAUAAAUAAAAUUGUAACAAAAAAAAAAUACUACAAAACAAACAGAAAACGCACAUUGUUAUGUUACACCCCCAUACACACUCUCUCACACAUACACAUCCACAGCGAUUUUACAAAAAAAACAAACAAAACUAUAUAUGUAAUUUGUUUUCAAUUUUUUAUAUGAUUUUUAUUUUUUUUAAUUACUCUUUAGUCGGGGAUUCUAAUCAAUUUUUUUUUUUGUAAAUUUACACAUAUAUUGAUAUAUGUGUUAAGGUAUUAAUUAUACUGUUUUGAAUCCUGUGUGUAACCCUUUUGUAUGCUUAUAUGUAUCUAAAAGGGUAUAACAAUAUGUUUCCAUAACAUUUGUUUAAUCUUAUACAGAUAUAUAUAUUUUUUAAAUUUAGUUUUUCUUUUUAUUUUUGUAAUUUUUUGACUCAUAAUUUGUAUAAAAUUUUAUUAUGCUAUUAGUUUUUAUACACAUAUUAUUAUUAUAUUUUUUUCAAUAUUUUGACAUCAUUUUAAACAAUGCCUAAAAUUUGUAAAAGACCUGUGGCGAAGAUGGAAUGAGUCAAUGUAGUCGUUGUGACAAGACUCCGAGAUCUAGAAUUAUUUUAUGGAAUUUCUUUUGUUGGACAUCGAGAAACCCUUAGCAUGGCCUAUAUAAGUUCGGCCAGGAAGCCCAUCUGACAAUUAAGUUAACUGACCAAAUAUAUAAUUGUCAUUUCAAUUUCAAAUAGAGUCAAAUCAAAUUGUUGUCAAAAGUUGUUUUCUUGACCGACCAUGGCCUACAUAAGGUCGGCCGAUAAGCCCACCUGACAAACAAGUUUGCCACCAAAAGCCAUAUUUUGAUUUGAAAUUCAAAUAAACUCAAAUCACAAGGGAACAAAAACUACUAAGUUUAUUGUCAAAUUGUUGUCAAAAGUAGUCUUCUCUUCGCCGACCUUAUGUAGGCCUUGACUCGGAGGCUUCCAAAAAUUUUAGCAUUUUUUUGGCAUAGCUCUGAGGCCUGAUAUUUUUUUUUUUUUUUUUUUUUGAAAAACAAAUCUUUUAAUUUUCGAAAAAUCCUUUUAUAGAAAUAUGUAUUUCUUGAUCUUAAAGUCCAUAAAAUCUUUGUGAUUUUUUCUUUGUCCUUCUGGGUUGAUACAUUUUAUAAACCUCCGAGGCAUAUACAAUUUUUUAAGGCAAAAUGACAUUGAAUAUUAUUAUUUGGCUUUCCGAGUUCACCUUGGCCUAUAAAUCAUUGAGACCUACAACGAUUUUGAGCCAUUUUAUGAAUAAUUUUAGAAAAGCUCAAAUGAAAUCUGUCACCUAAAAAAAUUCCACCACAAAAUUGUAUAGAACAUUUUUCGUUGAGCCAAGAUUUUGAAAACGUUUCAAAGAAAAUUGUUCGUUACCUUGAAUCUAAAAAUUAUUUCGUUUACCUUUGUUGAUAGCAAACUUUAAAGGAAACGUUUUAUCAACCUCAGAGGCCCAUAAAUAUUUUUAUAAAAAAAUCCCUGGUCUAAAAAAUGUUAAAAAAAAUUGUUACUUUGUCCUCUGAUGCCCACAAAUUGGUAUAGAAAAUUUUCCUUGGCCCAAUAUGUUUUCUCAGGCUCCGAGAACUUUAUAUUCUGAUGAUCCAAAAAAAUAUAUAUAAAAAAUCGUAAGUCUGUGAGGACAACAAAUGGGUAUAGAAAAAAAGGACCAAGGCCUAUGAAAAAUGUUGCGCAAACGUCCGAGACCCACAAAUUUAUAUUAAAAAAUAAAUAAAUAAAUCCGCAGCAAGAUGGGACCUGGCAACUGCUUGAAGCGGAGACCUUUGUGUUAAUCCUAUGGAGAAAUGAAAAAAAAUGUUGAAAAUAGGAGAGAUAUAGAAGCGAGAAGUAUAGACAUAUUGAGGUGAAAUUAUAAGGAAACACGACGACAAGAUUCGAGUGAGGCGCCCUUUACAUACAUCCAUUUAUGAUAUGUCUCAAAAAAUGCCACGCGAAGACUUCAAGCUGCUUGUGUAACCACACCUUUAGUUGUUGUUGUUGGGUGGCCUGCCUAGACUGAAAAUGUCUUUUGCAAACAUGUUAAUAAUGAUGGGAUAUAUGUCUGAGAAUAACGUUAAAGUUUAUCUCGUAUCUCCGACCUGCCAAAUAGCCUAUGUCUUUUGGUGAAUAUCAUGGGACAUUUGCAAAGUAGAUGUUCCAUCGUCUUUAGAUGUUCCUUUUGAAGAUAGAUUACACAGUUGUCCUUUCUUAGGGUCUGAUAUCUGAUACUUCAGUGACCAGGCCUUCUCAAAGUAUUCUAUAAACAUGACGAUUUUUUGAUCACACCUAUUAAGAGAUAGAAGGGAGGGGGCAUGUUCUUCUCCUCGACACUAGCAGGUCAAAUGGCACACUCCUUCCUGCUCUUGAGAGCCUAGGUUGUCAACUACGACCCGGCUCCUUUGCAUUACCGUUAAUUGGAACAGAACUCCCCAUAAGCCUUUAUACAAAUUUUCCUGUGGCCUCGGACGACCGCAAAAUGUUAUAGAAAAUAUGCAAGACAUAGCAAAUUUUAUUGAAAAUUUUAUAACACAUUUUUCUUAGGCCUCCAUGGCGACAAACAUUUUUUCUACUCCUGCCAGACCUACAAAAUUUCAAACAAGAAUUUUAUAGACUUUUUUUCUGACUCCAAGGACCACAGAAAUGUUAUAGAAAUCUAUUUUUUGGACUCCGAGCCCAACAAAAUUUUAUUAAAAAUGUCAUUCUUCAUCAAGUUUUGUAGAUGUUUUUAUCAAAUCAAAAAAAAUAUCACGACAAUUUGAUAAUUUUCCAAUAGCUUCUAUUUCCAUGCAGUUUUUUUAACAAUUUAGGCAAUUGUUUUAUAAAAGAAAAAACUUUUAUUCCCUUUUUUAUUAUUUUAUUUCUGUUUUUUUUUUUUAAAUAUCCUUUAGUCUUAAAAUAGUCGGACGUACAUAUGAACCUAUGUGCAAUCUAAUUUAUCUCCAUAGAAUAAUGAUAAUAAUAAUAUUAACAAUAAUGAUACGUCAUAAUUUUAUGUUUAUUUGUUAUAACCAUUUGUUUUUAAGAAAAAAAAAAUACUUUUUUUUAAUUCCUUUUUUUAUAACCCUAAGUUGAAGUUAAUGUUAAAUGUAUUUUUUAUAUAUACUACCAUAAGGAAAAAAGUAAAAAAACGAAAAACAAAAACAAAUCAAUAUCCUACUCUUAUGUUUUAAUUCAAAAAUAAGCAAAAAAAGAAUGGGUAAAAAAAUAGAAGAAAAACUUGAAAAAUCUCAGUUAAAUAAAUAACAAAUUAAAUAAUUAAUGUCUUUGAAAACAAAUAUCGAAUGAUUGAUUGAUGACUGAUUUAAAAAACAGAAAAGUAAAUUGAAUGUUGUGCCAGACAGGAAAACGCAACGAAAUCCAUAUUAUGGAAGCAAAAAUGAAAUAUUGAAAGAUAUACCGAAAAGGGACCCAGAAUGGAUUCAUUCAGAUCUAUGUUAAAAAUAAAAUUAAAAAAUUAAAAUUAAAAAAUAAAUAGAAAUCCAUAUUAAAUGUAUGAAGCAAAAAGAAAUAUUGAAAGAUAUACCGAGAAGGCAUCCAGAAUGGAUUCAUUCAAAUAUAUGUUAAAAAAAAACAUUAAAAAUUAAAUCGAAAUAUAUGUAUGUCAUUACUAGAAAAUAACAAAACCCUUGUUAUAGAAAUCAUAAAUGCUCUGUUCCAGAAUAUGCAAGAUUUGACUAUUUUUGCCAGUUUUCUCGUUAUUAUUUUUAAAGGAAAAAAGUAGUAAAAAGUUUAAUAUUCUUGCAUUUCUGAAACAAAGCCAACACUAAUAACGUUAUAUACAUAUACAAGUUAUUAUUACAUUUACACAUUUAAAUUAGAAAUUGCAACCUAUCUGUGGUAGUUAUUAUUUAGUUAAAAUUAACAACACAUCUUUUUUUGUAAUUAUUAAAUUAUUUUUUAAUUCGUUUUCUUCUAUAAAUAAUAGUAAUGCAUUAAUAAAACUACAAAAGCAAAACAAAAAAAAACGAAAAUCAAAUUCCAUUACAAAGAAAUUUUGUUAAAAAAGAUUUAAAAAAUAAUCGAAACAGGCAACCAAUGCAUUUCUUCUCUAUCAUAAUUUUUUUUAAUAUAAAAUUCAAUACAAAUUUGAGCAUUCUAAACAUAAAAGUGGAAUGCUUAUCGAAAUGGCAUUUAAAAAAAAUAAUUUAUAGUUUAAAACGUUGAAUAUUCAAAAGUACUACUAAGUGUUUAAUGUGUUAAUUGAGAAAAAAAAACGAAAAACAAAACACGCCAAUUACCUCUGCAAACAAACAUUACAUAAUUAAAACAAACACCCAAUCGGAAAACAAACAAAUGUAUCAAAAUGAAAUAAAUGUGCAUUUAUGUAUGAAUAUUCAAAA